Durusdinium trenchii is the source of this 2203-nucleotide messenger RNA. NCBI's taxonomy places the organism in Eukaryota, Dinophyceae, Suessiales, Symbiodiniaceae. The record is from the annotation of a GenBank genome assembly.
GGCUCAGAGACCGUAGGCCGUCGCCGGGCGUGAUGGAGGAUUUCCAAAGUCUCGUCGCAGAGAUAUUGAAGGAUGCGGAAGGAAAGCUUCUAGCAGCCCAUGAGAAGCAGGUGGAGAAGCUAAAGGCCUCGUGGACGGCAACGGAGAACCCGGAGAACCCCGAGGAGAACGUCGAGGACAACGAAGGUCAUGGCAGCGGGGAUGAAUCACCCAGCUCGCCAAGGCAUUUUCAGCUUUGGAGCACCUACACCAAAGCUCAGAACUUUGCGAUGUGCCUGAAGGAAGAGGAGGAGUCGGAAGACCUCAUGACCACCCAAGAUACGGACGAGUUUGCCAAGGAGCUGGAGCAAGAGCGGCUCUUGUUGGCGAAGGCCAAAACGCCCUGGUGGGUGUUGAGCCCCAACAGCCCCAAGCGGAUCUGUUGGGAUCUCACCGGAGUGCUCAUUCUCCUUUACGAUCUCAUCAUGAUCCCCAUGUACACCGCCUUUCCCUUGGCACCGAACGUGUUUCUCUCCUUGAUGACGGGUGUGACGUUGGGCUUUUGGACCUUGGACAUCUUGGCGUGUUUCUGCGUGGGCUACUACGCCCGCGAUGGGACCUUGGUGGUGAGCCUUCGAAAGAUCGCCAAGCAGUAUCUGUUCACGUGGUUCCCGCUCGACGUGAUCAUCGUGAGCAUUGAUUGGAUCAUCGUUCUGGCGCUCAUCUCUGAAGAGGAGGGCAAAAGCGCUGGGCUCAUGCGUGCGGGAAAGAUGCUCCGCGCGCUGCGGGUGCUCCGCACGCUGCGCCUGCUGCGCUUGGCGAAGCUGCGGCAGCUCCUGAACAAGCUGCAGGACCAGGUGGAUUCCGAGCACAUUUCCGUGCUCUUGGACAUUGUCAAACUCUUGAUUCUCAUUUGUUUCAUCAACCACUUCAUCGCUUGCGCCUGGUAUUUGGUUGGGUGCAACCCGCCUUCACAGUCGAACUCCUGGCUUGCGGUGGAGUUUGGACACCACGAUUGUGAGGACCCCAUGGAUGACCAGUUGUUGUACAAGUACACCACUAGCAUGCAUUGGUCUCUGACUCAAUUUACUCCCGCCUCCAUGAGUGUUCAGCCCACGAACACGGUGGAGCGCAGCUUCGCGAUCGGCGUGCUGCUCUUCGCGCUCUUAGUCUUCUCCUCCUUCGUGGCGAGCCUCACCGGAGCCACCACCAGCUUGCGGAAGAUGACAGGACGGCACUCCUCGCAGCUGUGGCUCCUGCGCAAGUUCCUGCGACAGCGGGAGAUCACCUUGGACCUUCAGGUCCGAAUCAAUCGAUAUAUCAACGUGGUGCUCACCACCACCGAGAAGAGCGUCCAAUAUUCGGAUGUGAAACUCUUUGGAAUGCUCUCUGGACCGCUGCACAAUGAACUGCGGACAGAGCUGAAUAAGCCUCGCUUGUUAGUCCAUCCCUUCUUUGUGAAUAUGAUGGACAAGUUCGAAGCCUUGAUGCGAAAGGUGUGCUUCAAAGUGCCCAGCCAAGUCUCCUUGAGCCGCGCCGACAUCCUCUUCUCCGCCGGUGAGGAGGGCAAGUCCAUGUAUUUCUUGAGCAGUGGGAGCCUGGACUACAUGCAGCACGAGACCAAGGAGUUCGAACAGGUGAAAGCCAACGAGUGGUUUUGCGAAGUGGUUUUGUGGACCCCAUGGGUGCACCAGGGGCGACUUCGAGCCAAGAUCGAGACGGAGCUCAUCGAGCUGAGCAGCGAGAAGUUCCGGGAGGUGGUCGCGGAGUAUCCCAAGCACCUCUCCUUCAUGAGGAUGUAUGGUCUUUCCUUCUUGGCCCAGCUCCAUGAGCUGUACCUGGAGAAGGAUCAUCACCUGACUGAUUUGGACAUGAACAUUGCAGUCAGCGAGAAGAUGACGGACUUUUUGCAGCUCGAAUUGGCUGCAGAUGAUGACACACAAACGGUGGUGAGCGCCGCAUCCGCCUUCUUCGUAUGGCCCACGAAAACCAACUCGAAGGAGACUGAGUUCCCACAGGUGGGCCCAAGAUAUGUCCGAGCGAAGUCGAGGUACAAGCUCACCUCCAGCGAGAGCAGUGUGUUCGACGAUAACUCCCCAACGAAGAGCUACCUGGGGGACGAGGCCUCAGCGAGAAGCUUGGAGGAGGACAUUGAGAUCUGAGUGGCAAAUCAUCGCCCCAAGAGCACGCGGCGACCAGACCGGACCGAUCGGAAUGAGGCAGG